UCACUUCCUCUCCGGUGAUGACUGAAGAGAAAGGUGCUGAUGUUCCAGUUGAUUCUCUCAAGUGUGCAAAUUGUGGUAAGGAUAUUUCAAAAGCUUCCUUUGCACUUCAUGAAGCUUUUUGUUUGAAGAACAACGUCCGAUGUCCCAGAUGUAGCACCGUCUUCCUCGGAUCCAUUCCUCUGUCGCACUGGCACUGUGAUGACUGUGACCAGUUUUCAGACUCUAGCUUGUUCCAGUUCAAGCACCAAAAGCUAAAUCACCAGAAGUUUACAUGCGGUAAGUGUGAUGAUGUAACUGUCUACUCGACGUUUGUGGAUCUUGUGAUCGAACACAAAUCGGCUGGUUGUCCCAAAAAGCUUCAUGAAUGCAAAUUCUGCCACUUAAUUCUAGAACAAGAAGAGUCCACAUACGUUGAUACAUUUGCUAACUUGACACAUCACGAAAACUCGUGUGGGAACAAAACUGAUGAGUGCUCCGAGUGUGGCCGCUUAGUAAAGAGAAAGGACUUCCAUACCCACUUCAAAAUGCAUCAGCUCGACACUAGUGCUAAAGUAGAGAACUUCAAGUUGAAUUUCCGAAAGUGCACCAAUGAAAACUGCAUCAACGCUUCAUCGCAGGACAAUUCACUAGGGCUUUGUGGCCUGUGCUAUGGACCCCUUUACAGUCAACUUUACGAUCCUGAGAAUGUCAAAUUGCAAUCCAGAAUAGAAAGAAGAUAUGUUUUGCAGCUAAACAAAGGAUGCGAAUUCACCAACUGUAUUAACUCCGAGUGCAAGCGCAACACUAUAGAACCACAACUGCUCAAGCUUAUUAUGAAAUACGUCAACGAACGCUUAAUGCUGUACAUUUCUACUCCAGCUUUACCUGUUAACAAGCUAAAACCUGUACACCCUAACAAAUUCUGGUUCUGCGUCACCGAUUCAAUGAACCUUAAAAUGGACCUUUUCCGGGCGUUUGCAGACAAUUACGACCCAAACGUCGUGAUUCAAGGCAUCCGUAAAAUUCAUACCCCGACUCAUGAAUUACUUCAACUGUGGCUAAAAUCCCACACUUAAUCAUAUAUAGACUAAUAGACGGAGCGCGUGAUUGCACGACCACACGACUGGUUGGCCGAUGCGCAAUCCGAAACCAGUGG
Messenger RNA from Yamadazyma tenuis ATCC 10573, 1135 nucleotides. Lineage: Eukaryota; Fungi; Ascomycota; Pichiomycetes; Serinales; Debaryomycetaceae. The record is from RefSeq and is a predicted model, not a curated record.